Messenger RNA from Nerophis lumbriciformis (worm pipefish), 1059 nucleotides. Lineage: Eukaryota; Metazoa; Chordata; Actinopteri; Syngnathiformes; Syngnathidae. The record is from RefSeq and is a predicted model, not a curated record.
AUGGCGACAGUGGUGAUGGAGCAGAUUGGCCGCCUUUUUAUCAACGCCCAGCAGCUGCGUCAGAUCCCUCAGCUACUAGAGUCGGCCUUUCCCACACUACCUUGCACCGUCAAGGUGUCGGACGUUCCCUGGGUGUUCCAAGAGCGUCACAUCCUCACUGGCUACAGACAGCCGGACCAUAGCUGGCGCUACUACUUUCUCACCCUUUUCCAAAGGCACAAUGAGACGAUUAACGUAUGGACCCAUCUGCUGGCCGCACUCAUCAUCUUAGUGAAGUGGCAGGAAAUCUCACAGACUGUUGAUUUUUUGCGAGACCCUCACGCUCAGCCCCUCUUCAUCAUUCUCCUGUCUGCUUUCACCUACCUCUCCUUCAGCGCGCUCGCUCAUCUCUUGUCUGCCAAAUCCGAGCUUUCGCAUUACACUUUCUACUUCCUCGACUACGUGGGUGUGGCCGUCUACCAGUACGGAAGUGCGUUGACACACUACUACUACGCCAUUGAGGAGUCUUGGCACGCCAGAGUCCAAGGGCUCUUUUUACCUGCCGCUGCUUUCUUGGCAUGGCUCACAUGCUUUGGCUGCUGCUAUGGCAAAUAUGCCAGUCCCACGCUGCCCAAGCUUACCCACAAGCUUUUCCAAGUGGUGCCCUCGGCCUUGGCCUACUGUUUGGACAUCAGUCCCGUGCUUCACCGCAUCUACACAUGCUACCAGGAAGGCUGCUCCGACCUGGUUGCAGUGUAUCACCUCUACCAAGUGCUCUUUUUUCUUAUCGGCGCCUACUUUUUUUCCUGCCCCCACCCAGAGAGCUGGUUCCCGGGGAAGUGUGACUUCAUUGGGCAGGGCCACCAGAUCUUUCACGUGUUCGUCAUGGUCAGCACCCUACUGCAGAUCGAAGGACUGCGAAUAGAUUUCACUGAGCGGCGGCGCCUCUACGAGCGACUUCACGGCGAUCUCGCUCAUGACGCUGUCGCACUCUUUAUCUUCACCACCUGCUGCAGUGCACUCACUGCUUUUUACGUGCGCAAACGUGUGCACACUUCUCUCCAUCAAAAAUACAAUUGA